Messenger RNA from Camellia sinensis, 3111 nucleotides. Its product is annotated as pentatricopeptide repeat-containing protein At4g01030, mitochondrial. Gene Ontology annotation, molecular function: RNA binding; zinc ion binding; protein binding. Lineage: Eukaryota; Viridiplantae; Streptophyta; Magnoliopsida; Ericales; Theaceae. The record is from RefSeq and is a predicted model, not a curated record. Gene Ontology annotation, biological process: RNA modification.
UGAGUACUAGCUAGCAAUACUUUUCAGUACACCAACACAAUCAACUUCAAUGGCCACUUUUCACUUCUUCACAACCCAACAACUACCUUCACUUCUACUCAUAACUGCCAAACAUUCAUGGAGGCAAUCACUCCAUUGCACCACCUCAAUCCACCACUCCUUCAAAAUCCCCUCACCACCGCCAACAACAAAACCAACAAGCGAGCCAGAACCCAUUCCACCAUAUCCACCACUCCUUCUCUUCCAUCGUCUUCUUCUUCAAGUUUCCAUUGUUUAAAUGGCUAUCUCGAGCUCAAUUCCUUGAAUUCUGUCAAAAUAAUGCAUGCCCAGAUGACAAAAAUGGUCAAAGACAAGAAUUCAGACACCAUUUUUCAAUCUUUGAUCACAUCUUACUUGAAUUUUGGUGAUUUUCGUUCGGCUGCGACGGUUUUCUUUGUGGGUUUUUCACAAAAUUAUCUUCAUUGGAAUGUUUUUGUAGAGGAAUUCAAGAGUUUUGGGGGCUAUCCGUUUGAAAUUCUUGAGGUUUUUGUUGAGAUGCAUAACAAAAGAGUGAGUUUUGACUGUAGAAUUCUCACUGUCGUUUUGAAAAUUUGUGCAAAUUUAAUGGAUAUAUGGUUGGGUAUGGAAGUUCAUGGAUGUUUGAUUAAGAAAGGUUUUGAAAUGGAUGUCUAUUCAAAGUGUGCAUUGAUGAAUUUCUAUGGGAGGUGUUGGGGCAUAGAUUAUGCAGAUCAGAUGUUUGAUGAAAUGCCUGAUCAAGAAGUUCUACUGUGGAAUGAGGCAGUUUUAGUGAAUUUGAGGAGUGAGAGAUGGGUAGAGGCUCUACAAUUAUUCCGAGACAUGCAAUUUUCAUUUGUGAAAGCUAAUAGCUUUACGGUUGCUAAAGUUUUGCAAGCCUGUGGCAAAUUGGAUGCUAUUGUUGAAGGAAAGCAGAUUCAUGGGUAUGUCAUUCGAUUUGCAUUGGAAUCAAAUGUAUUCAUGUGUAACUCACUGAUUAGCAUGUACUCGAGAAACAAUAAUCUUGAACUUGCUAGGGCAGUUUUUGAUUCAAUGGAAAACCGUAACUUAUCUUCAUGGAACAUGAUCAUCUCUUGUUAUACUACACUUGGUAAUCUAAAUGAUGCAUGGAAGCUAUUUCAUGACAUGGAGAGUUGGGCUAUGAAACCGGACAUUGUAACCUGGAAUUCCCUUUUGUCAGGCCAUUUCCUUCGUGGGUUAUACCUAGAAGUCUUGAUUCUUUUGCAGAGAAUGCAAGUGGCUGGUUUCAAACCUAACUCCAGCUCUAUCACCAGUGUUCUUCAAGCAAUUAGUGAAUUGAGUUUCGUGAAUCUUGGGAAGGAAAUACAUAGCUAUGUGAUAAGAAAUGGGCUUGAUUAUGAUGUAUAUGUUGGAACUUCACUGCUAGACAUGUAUGUGAAGAAUAAUAAUCUAACCUAUGCGCAAGCUGUAUUCAAUGGUAUGAAGAAUAGAAACCUUUUCGCUUGGAAUUCGUUAAUUUCAGGAUAUUCCUUCAAGGGCCAAUUUGAAGAUGCCGUAAAAUUGUUGAACCAGAUGGAAAAUGAAGGAAUUAAACCAGAUUUAGUGACAUAUAAUGGUUUGGUUUCUGGGUAUUCGAUGUGGGGUCGCAAUAAGGAAGCUCUAACCAUGAUUCAUCGGAUUAAAGUUUCAGGAUUGAUUCCUAAUGUUGUCACAUGGACCGCUCUAAUAUCGGGUUGUGCACAGAAAGGAAACUAUAAGGAUGCACUAGAGUUUUCAAUCCAAAUGCAACAAGAAGGUAUCAAACCUAACUCGGCCACCAUAUCUAGCUUGCUUCGAGCCUGUGCAGGUCUGUCUUCGCUAUGGAAUGGGAAAGAAAUACACUGCAUGGGAAUUAGAAAUAGCUUCACGGAAGAUGUAUUUGUAACUACAGCUCUUAUCGACAUGUACAGUAAGUGUGGCAGUCUAAAUACUGCCCAGAAGGUUUUUCGAACCAUUCAACGCAAAACUUUGGCUUCUUGGAAUUGCAUGAUCAUGGGUUUUGCCAUUUACAGCCGAGGAAAAGAGGCGAUUUCAAUUUUUGAUGAAAUGCGUGCAGCAGGUAUUCAGCCUGAUGCGAUUACCUUCACUGCUCUCCUCUCUGGUUGCAAGCAUUCAGGUCUAAUCAAUGAAGGAUGGAAGUAUUUCGACAUCAUGAAGGCAGAUUACAAUAUAAUCCCCACAAUUGAGCAUUACUCGUGCAUGGUUGAUCUUCUUGGAAGGGCAGGGUAUCUUGAUGAAGCUUGGGAUUUCAUUGAAAAGAUGCCAAUGGUGCCAGAUGCUACGGUUUGGGGUGCUCUUCUUGGUUCAUGUCGGAUCCGUGAAAAUUUAGAGCUUGCAGAGAUAGCAGCAAAGAGACUUUUCAAAUUAGAACCACACAAUCCUGCUAAUUAUGUUCUGAUGAUGAACUUGUACGCGACUUUGAACAGAUGGGAAGAUGUGGACUGUGUAAGAGAGUUGAUGAUGGAUGUUACAGCAGGGGCAAAAAUUGGGCAUGUAUGGAGCUGGAUACAAAUCAAUCAGAUGGUUCACGUGUUCUCUACCAGAGGAAAAGCUCACCCGGAUGAAGGAGAGAUAUACUUCGAGUUAUAUCAACUGAUUUCCCAAAUGAAAAGAUUGGGAUACGUGCCUGACAUCAAAUGUGUGUACCAGAACAUUGAUCGCAUGGAAAAGGAGAAGGUGUUGCUUAGCCAUACUGAGAAAUUGGCCAUUACGUAUGGACUAAUCAAGACGAGAAAGCGAGCGCCUAUUCGGGUGAUUAAGAACACGAGAGUUUGUUCUGACUGUCAUACUGUAGCGAAAUAUAUUUCUUUGAUAAGAUGCCGUGAAAUUUUCUUCAGAGAUGGUGCCCGGUUUCACCAUUUCAGAGAAGGGAAGUGUUCCUGCAAUGACUUCUGGUAAUAGGAAGGUGUUUUGGGCAGUUUUUUUUCAAAGCAUUGUGUAUAGUGUUGUUUUGCUGCAUAGGAAGGAUUGAUAACCCCACAAAAGAGGUGAUUGUUGUAAAGCUUACAGUAUUUUUAGAUACUUAUUUGACUUUUUGACUAUUUUAACCUAACUAAAAAAGUUUUGUUUAGAAUAAUAGUUAUUAUUUUUUUAGUU